GUCCCAUGGACUCCGUAUUCGUUGCGGAGUUAUUCCGGUCAACCGAUCCGCAAUCUAGGGUUUUUCCAAGGGCCAAUCAGCGACGUUCCGGUCAUUUUGUUCCGUGUACAUUGCGGGCAUUCGUAAAAUUUUACGCAACGAGUCGAUUGCUCAGAAUAAAACAAGUAAACUAACCUUAAACAACAAAGCGAACUCAAGAAUAAAAUAAAUUUGUAAUAAUAAAAAAUACGGCAUCGCAUGCAAGAAGUACACAAUGAACCAGUCCAUCGAUCCCGAAUUUAUGCUACUGUUGUGAUUGACAGCCCGUCAAGUGUGGAUAUUGCGGAUGGCUGAUAGGGGGUUGUAACAAUAUUAUUCAGCACAAGUGCUUCAUGCACUUCACUGAAGAAAAUGACCUGCUCCACGUUGAUGACAAUUUUGUUGUAACUUAUAUCCCGAGGGUGGAUACUAUCUCAACAAAUACGCAAAUAACUACCGACGAGACCUCCCAAAUUGAAGGAAGAGAUGAAAUUUUGAUACAAGCCGUAUUCAUGAGACCUGCACUUUAUAAUAUCAAGCUGCCCAUCAAGAAGCGAACAAAACUUAAAAAGGAUGCACUGUGGCUAGAAGUUGGCCAAGCGCUUGGAGGAACAAUGACAACUGAGGCGAUCAAGAAGCGAUGGCAAUAUUUGAGGGAUUGUUUCACCAAAUCGAGAAAUAAACUUAUGAAGUACAAGCCAAGUGGGUCUGCUGCUGACAUUUUGAACAAAGGAAAACAAUGUUUCCGGUUCUAUGAGCAAAUGAGUUUUUUAUGCGACUCGCUACCAAGCAUUCCAACUGUGAGUAAUAUUGAGCCAUCUUCAACCGCAGCCGCCACCUCAGAUAAUAGUGGAUGUUCUAGUGUUCCGCCUAACUGCAACAUUUCGUAUGUUUCUCCUGCUACUUCGUCAGGGGGAUCGACAUCUUCGUCUAUUGACCCAUUCGAUGUAGUGAAUAAUUCAAUGAGGUCACCACCACCACCCUCAAGGACUCCAACACCAGGAGCAAAAAGGCGAAAGACCACAGCUGACAAUAACGUCGAAUUGCGAUCUGCACUAGUAUCUGCAUUGCAAGAAAAAGUACCACAAACAGAUGCAGUGGACGGGUUCCUGGCUAGGCUGGGCGAAGGCUUGCGGAGGAUUCCGUAUCGUGAGAGAUGCCGACUAGAAAUUAGUUUCCUAACCCAGCUGAUGGAGGUUGAAGAUCAAUUAAAUUUACCAGACUGAAAUUCUAUGCUUCAGAACUUAUUUUUGGACAUGUUUUGAAAUAGAGUUGUACUUCUUUUGCUGACUA
Molecule: messenger RNA, 1311 nt
Organism: Athalia rosae (coleseed sawfly)
Lineage: Eukaryota; Metazoa; Arthropoda; Insecta; Hymenoptera; Athaliidae
Exons: 6
Coding region: 372-1244 (290 amino acids)
Biological process (GO): regulation of transcription by RNA polymerase II
Cellular component (GO): nucleus; transcription regulator complex
Source: RefSeq, a predicted model, not a curated record